AUGAAUUUAUAUGAUGAAGAUUGUUCAUUGGAUAAGCUAUUACCGAAUUCCAUUUUUUUAAUAAAUAAAUAUCGAAUUGAUAAUGUGAAAAAAAAUAUACCAUAUGAAGAAAAAUACUUAAAUAAAAAAAAACAUUUUGAUAAUCUGUUAGAUUUAAAGUUGUGCUGUAUAAAAAAAAAAAUCGGAAUAAAAGAUAUAUCUUAUAUUAAAGAAGAUAAUAAAAUUGAUUCGAAAAAUGGAAAGAAAAAUUUAUGUCAAAACAUCAUUGAGCAGCCCUUUAACAAUAAUAAGGAUAAUAUAGAUGAAAAAGAAAAGAGUCAAAGAUAUUGUAAAACAAAUGACAUGCCUAUUAAUGGAAUGGAAAACUAUUAUGUAUAUUUUAUUCUAAGGCAAUGGUGUAUAGAAAAUGUUUAUGAUAAAAUUGAAAAAAAAAAUCAAAUAAUAAGUUAUGUAAUUAUAGGUAAGCAUAUUCAUGAAAAUAACAACUGCUUUUAUGAAGAAGUUAAAGUCGAAAUAUUAAAUUAUAAUGUUGAAAAAGAUGGGUUUUUUGUACAAAUUCAUGGAAAUGGGGAUAAUAUAUUUUUAUUAUCACAACAAGAAUGUAUACUAGUUAAAAAUAAAUAUAUAAAAAAUAAUUUUGCCAAAGCAGAACUUAUUCUAAAUAACAAACAUUUUAAAAUAUCUAAAAAACGAAAAAUAAUUAAAGGAGAAUGGUUUAACAAAUCAAAAAAUAUAAUAACACUUUUAACUUAUGAACAAGUCAUACCAUAUAAGCUUUUUACAUGUAAUUAUAGAGGGAUAAUUAGAUUGAUUAAUAUAAAAAAUAAAAACAUAAAAGAAGAAAUAAAAAUAGUUUUACCUGAUAUAAGUAUACUCUUACAAAAAAUUCAAAAUAAUAAUGAUGAUAUAGGAAAUUUAAAAAAAAAAAUUUCAACAAAUAUGAAUAAAAAUUAUGAAAAUUUGAAAUUAUGUGCUAUAGAAAAAAGAGAAUCAAACGAUUUGAUUAAUCAAAAGGAUUACACUAAUUUUGAUGAGUCUGAAGAAAAAAGUACAUCAUUUUCAAAUAAAAAGGGAAAAUGUGAAGAAUAUCAAAAUAAAAAUGAAUAUAAAUAUGGAUGUGCAUCUAAUUAUAGUGAAAAAACUUAUGAUUCGUGUAAAAAUUAUAAAAAAAAUAUGAAUUUAGGUUUUGAUUCAAUGGUUAAUUAUUAUGCUGAUGAUUUAGGUUUAACUUCAACAGAAGUUAAUACUAUUUGGGGAUAUGAAAAUGGUAAAGAAAAAAAACAGAAAAAUAUUUCCAGAAUUAGAAAUAAAAAAAGUGAGAUAAAUAAACAAAAAAGAUAUCUAUAUAACAAAUAUAAAUAUCAAAAUUUAGCAGUUGAUUUUUGUUUUGGUUCUAUAAAUGAAAAUGUAUUAUGGAUAGAGACAUGUAUAUUUAUCCUUUUAAAAGUUGGAAUAAUUUUAAUUUAUUCUCCAAUUUUUACAAAGAAAUGUUAUAUUAGUUAUCCAUUACUAUAUGAGUUAAAUCAGAUAAGAAUUGGAAACGAACGAACAAAUAGAGAAAGUAUUUCAUAUAAUCAAGAAUUUUUAGAAUAUUAUAAUUUUUUUGAAAAUUGUUCUAUAUGUAAAUAUGAAGAAAAAUAUGUGUGCAUCCAAUUUGAUAAAAAUCAUAACAAAAAUGAUAAUAAAAAAAGUGACGCAAAUUAUAUAUCAGGAAAAGAAUCUAAAGAUAAUACAAACAUAGAUGAAGAAAAAGAAAUGGAAUAUAUUCCUUAUGUUAUAAAUUGUUUAAAACCAUCAGAAUAUAAAUGUAUAAAUUUAAUAUAUUAUAAUAGUUUAGUUAUUAUAUGUGUUUGUAGCAAAUUAGGGUACAUAUCCUUUUUUUUAUUAAACUAUUUUAUUACUCCUUGUAUUUCUUUAAAUAUCAAAAAUAAUCACUUGUAUUAUGAUAAGGGAAAUAAAACAAAGAAACAUGUAACAUUUUCACUUUUUAAAAAAAAAAACGAACCAUUUUUUUUUAACAUAUUUAAUAAUAAAGAGAAUGCUCAUUUAGAAAAAAUGGAUAUAUCCGCUUUUACUAAUUUAAUAAAUAAAGAAAAAUAUGAUGAUUAUAAACAAAAAAUGAAAAAUAAUUAUAUAGUAAAAGAUUUGAUAACUCAUAAAAAUGAAGAGGAAAAAAAACAAAAAAAAUAUAUCGAAUAUUGUAAUGAAGAUAGUUCGAGCUCAGAUAUUCAAAAUGAGAUAAAAAAGUCUGCUAUUGAAAAUGUAGAUAAACUAAAAAAUGAUAAAAUAAUUGAAUCUUUAAAUAAAAUGAAAAAAAAAAAAAAAAAAAAUCGUAUUCUCACAGAAAAAUAUAAAGAAAAUGUAAAAAAAAAAAAAGAUGAUGAAUUAUUCUUUUCAUGUUAUGAAGAAAUAAAUGAAAUAUAUGAAGAUAAAAUAGAUAAAGAAUUACGAUUUGAAUAUUAUAUUUUAAAUGUUUUAUUUUUUGAUUCCUAUUAUACUGGAAUGCUAAAUGUAAAAUGUAUCGUUCUUAAUGACAAUAAUUUAAUAUGCUUUAAUAAUAAUAAAGUUAUAAUUAUAAAUUUAUUGUGGUUAAAAUUUGUAUAUGUUAUAGUUUAUUUAAUUAGUGUAAAACAUAUAUUAUCGGCUAGGCUAAUGUAUGAAAUAUGUACAAAUAGUUUAUAUAUGAAAGCAACUAUUUUUAAAUCUAAAAUUAAUUUUUAUGAAUUCGAUUAUUAUAGCUAUUUAUUGCUAGAUCACACUAAACAAUUAUGUUAUGAUAAUUUUAUUAAAUUAUUUAAAAAUAAAAAAGAAGAAGUAUUAUUAAAAAGCUAUCAAGAUAUUAACAAAGUUGAAAAUUUCGAUAUUUUUCAAUCAAAUGUUUUAUAUAAUGUUCAAUAUCUUUUACAUCCAGUAGUUAUACAAAUAGAUGAUCAUGAUAUUUCAAAUGAUAAAUUAAAUGAAGUAUAUUUUAUAUUUACACAUUAUAUAAAUCUGGAGUCUCAAAGAAAAAAUCAAUUAUUUAUGAAUAAAGAUAUUAAUUUUUUUACUUGCCCAAUAUAUAAAAAUAUUUUUUUAAUUUAUGAUUGUUUUAAAUUUAAUUUAUACAAAGAUCAUUUACAAUUACAGAAUAAAGACAAUGGUACAACAACAUAUCUAGUAAAAAAAAAAAAAAAUUAUAAACCUUUUUGUAUAUUAGGUCAAAAUGAAAAUAAUACAAAACUUAUAAAUUAUAUAAUUAAUACUAAAGUUAUUGAUGAUGAUUCAAUAGAUAUAGUUAUGUAUAAAAAUAUAUUAUCAUUUUAUAUAUAUUCUCGAUGUAAUGAUUAUAUGAAUGAACUUAUAAAAAAAAAUUUUAUUUUCUAUAUUGGAAAAAAAUCCAUACAUAAUAAGACGCACACAAAUAAUUUCAUAAUCAACAAUAAUAAUGAAAAUGAUAAUUAUCCGAAAAUCCAAAGCAUUCUUAAUGAAAAAUCUGUGUCUAAAAUGAGCGACAUUACAACUAAUUUGACGAAUGGAAAUCACCAAGGGGCACUAAUCAAGUACUCUAAUUUCAUGAACAUGAAUUCUGAACCAAUGUUAGGAUUGAAAUAUGGUAGAAAUUAUAAUUAUAAAAAUAAAAUUAUAUAUUCUAAGAAUAUACCUAUAAAUGUUACAAAUUUUAUGGCAAUUACGACACGCAAUCUAACUUAUUCAAAAUCUUCAAAUAAUCUUUGUGAUAAUAACCCAAUUGUCGGCUUUUUAAAAAAUGCAUUUUUAUUACUAUAUAAUACAAAUACUUUAACUGAUCAAACUAAAGAUAAAAAUAAUAAUAAAAUAUACAAAGAUAUUAUGUCAAAAAUAAAUAACAGCAAUAAUAUUUCUCAAAAUUUUGAAGCUAUAAAUCCUGAAUUUUUUAUAACCAGUUUAAAACAUUAUAUAAAAAAUAUGGAUGUAAAAAAAAGUGAUGGGUUAGAAUGUGCUAUGCUAAUAAAAAAACUAAUAAAAAUAAAAAAUGAUUAUAUUCACGUUAAGGACUAUUAUCUCAAGAAAUAUGACAUUCACCUUAUUUGGAAAAAUCCAAUUGGCCAAAAUGACGAAAAUCAGCAAAUGGCUUUUGUACAAAAUAUUAUCAAACAUUAUUAUUUUUUUUUGGGAUUAAAUAAUUAUUAUGAAAAUAAGUUUAAAAAAAUUCAAAGACGUAUAACUGAAAUUUUAUCAUAUAAAAUUAUACACUUUUUAAAAUCACAUAGUCAUUUACAAAAUGUUGGAAAAUCUAUAAUUCAAAAAAAUUCAGAUUUAGUCGAAGAUAUUAAAAAAUGCUAUGAAAAACAAAAAUUAAUUAAAAACAAAUUUAAUCUUUUAAAAAAAAAAUAUUAA
Molecule: messenger RNA, 4356 nt
Organism: Plasmodium berghei ANKA
Lineage: Eukaryota; Apicomplexa; Aconoidasida; Haemosporida; Plasmodiidae
Product: conserved Plasmodium protein, unknown function
Exons: 1
Coding region: 1-4356 (1451 amino acids)
Source: RefSeq, a predicted model, not a curated record